Messenger RNA from Carassius carassius (crucian carp), 1001 nucleotides. RefSeq names its product regulator of G-protein signaling 16-like. The transcript has 4 exons. The record is from RefSeq and is a predicted model, not a curated record. The coding region runs from base 87 to 611 and encodes 174 amino acids. NCBI's taxonomy places the organism in Eukaryota, Metazoa, Chordata, Actinopteri, Cypriniformes, Cyprinidae.
GCUGACAUUUAAACAGUAUCAAACGUCUCAGACAAUACUAUCUGUUAACUCGUGGAGCAUUUUGGGAAACCUUUGGACCUAUUAACAUGUGUCGAUCACUAGAGCAUCUGCCAAACACCUGUCUGGAAAGGGCAAAGGAGCUCAAGGCUCGGUUUGGAAGCUUUCUGCUAAAGCAAGAGCUUAAUAUAAUGGGCCACUCACAAAAAACUGAAAAACUGAUGCUGGAGGACAGACAGAGCUGGUCUUUCCAUGAACUCCUGGCUCAUAAAGAAGGACAGUGCGCCUUCACAACGUUCCUGUCAUCGGAGUACAGUGAAGAAAAUAUAGCUUUCUAUUUGGCCUGUGAGGACUACAGGAACACAAAGAGCUCCUCGAAGCUGUGCUCCAAGGCCAGGAAAAUCUAUGAGGAGUUCAUCGCAUCUGACGCACCAAGAGAGGUUAAUCUUGAUCAUGAAACUAGAACCAUCACCUUAAAGAAUAUGGAGCAGCCCACAUUGUCCUGUUUCAACCUUGCCCAGAGUAAAAUUUAUGCCCUCAUGGAGAAAGACUGCUACCCUCGUUUCCUCAAGUCAGCGGUCUAUCAGGAACUCAUCACACAGCAUGUGGGUUAAACUAUCCAUGGGAAUGCGCCCCUGAUAAACAUGGCAUUCGUGUGACGUGAUGGUCCCUGAAUGAGCUGAACCAGUGUCCUGAGGUUCAAGAGGACUGGUAACGGACUCAAAGUCAGACUGGAAGGCCUCGAGCAUUCGAGAACAUUAAUCCUAUGAACACAGCAGUGGAGCACACAGAGAUCAAGUUUGUAGCACUGGACGAUCACUAUGAAAGCGAGAUGACUUUUGCACAAUUAUGUAAAGUGUGUAUUUUGUAUUGCCUAUGAGUAUUUAUUGAAAGUUAUAUUGAAAAUAGUAUUUAUAUUUGCAUUUCUAUUUGAUGAACAAAUAUGGGUUAUUUAUUGAACAUUUGAGUGAAAAAAAAAUAAAAUGAAUAUUUUUACAUACAAA